GCCUGCCGAAGUCUCGCAAUUGUCUCUUCCCGAACACACACCAUGGCCAGAUUUCACUGUCCCCACAUGGGCGAACCGGGAUCUUGAUCUUAGGCUCGGACAUAACUGGUACGAAAUAGUAAAGAGGCGUAGGAACCGGAGCAACUUGUAAUCUUUCUGGAUAUAUCGUAGGGGUCUGCCACUGCUCAAUUCAACCUUCUUUCUUCUCCCUUGUUAUUUUUUUUCUUGUCGUUGCGAUACCCUCUUCCUCUCAUCUUCUCACUGCUAGAUCAUUCUCUGUAAGCGGUCUGUGCCGAUAAGACGACAUCAUCAUGAGGGUUUACCAAGAGACGGAGAUUGAGAUCCCCAACGAUCUCAACCUCACUGAACUCCUCCACACCACUGCCACUCCCGAUGUUCGCGGCGACACAGUCAUUGCCAGUGACAACUUGACCGAUCGCACUCUCACUCUGGAUCAGCUGCGAGAUCGUGCCGGUCGCAUUGCCCACGGUCUCAAGCGCAAGCUGAACCCCGCCGAGGGCGAUCGGUGGGCGAUUAUCGUCCCCAACUCUGUCGAUUAUGUCGAGAUCUUCCACGCUCUGCUGUGGACCGGCGGCGUUUCCUGCCCUAUUAACUGGGCCUUGAAGGCCUCGGAAAUUGGACGCGCUCUGUCGGUUUCGCAGCCACGGUUCGUUUUCGCAUACGGCAAGAUCAUCUCCAAGGUCAACGAGGCGUUGGCCAUUGCGGAGAAGGAAUUGCAGAAGAAGGGCAUCGCUUUCCAGCGCCCGCAGGUGCUCACUGUGGUCGAGAGGGUAGCUGGAUACCCACAUGUUCCUGAUGACUUUUUUGAGGCCACGAAGCUGGCUAUCCCCCAUUACAAGCAUACCGAGGAUCACGUUGCGUCAAUUCACUUGUCGUCAGGAACUACUGGUCUGCCCAAGGGCAUUCAAUUGACACACUACAACUACGUGUCCAACGUGCUGCAGCUCUACCAUCACGACCCGUCUCAGUUCAACUCGCAGACGAGAACCGUUGGCUUCACCCCCUAUGUGCACAUUGCGCUUACGACGCUCCCUCUGUUCCUCGGACCAUGGACUGGUAUGCUGCACCACGCAAUGCCCCAGUACGACCUGGAGACUUUUGGAAAGAUGGUCAGCCGGGUAAAGCCCACUACGUUUCAGGGAGUGCCCUCUGUCGUGCUAAGCUUUGCCAACACGGACAUUACCAACCGAUAUGACUUUUCCAACGCCAGAAUCAUCAACACUGGCGGUGCUCCGUUCAAGGAAGAUAUGCUCGACCGCCUCAUGAGCAAAGCGCCUUGGAAGACUGUGCAGCUGUACGGUAUGACCGAGGCAAGUCCCUACGUCGCCUACCAAAAGUACGAUGAGACCGUGCCUAAGGGCGCUACCGGCAAGCUUCUUCCCAACCUACAAGCUGUACUCAAGAAACCCGGCACAACUGAAGACGCGCCAGAGGGCGGUCCCGGUGAGCUCUGGCUCAAGGGUCCAAACAUUGCCAAAUCCUACGUCUUCAACCCAAAUGCUACCAAAGAAGCGUUCCCCAUGCCUGGCUGGUUCAACACGGGCGACGUUUGCACCAUUGACGCCAACGGCUACGUCGCCGUGGUUGGCCGCACCAAGGAGCUUAUCAAGUACAAAGGAUUCCAAGUCUCGCCAAUCGAGCUCGAAGCCCACGCCAACUCGCACCCGCACGUGAUCGAGUGCGGCAUCGGCAGCAUUUGGGACGAGUCGCAAUUGACCGAGCUACCUACCGCCUACGUCGUGCUCAAGCCGCACUUCAAGACGAUUGACGAGAAGCGCCAAGCCCUCAAGGACAUCCACCAGGCCGUGGACAGCCAGGUCAGCGGCUACAAGAAGCUCCGCGGCGGCGUGUGGAAUAUUUCUGCCCUGCCCAAGAACCCUACCGGCAAGAUCCUCCGCAAGGAACUCCAAGGUCGCACGCUCGGACAGUGCUCCCUGCCUGAGCGCGAGACUGCCCGUCCUGCAGCCAAGCUGUAAAACAUUGGUGCACUUUAUAUACGGUGUUCUUGCAUUGUUUCCUACUACUCUUGUUUCUUUUUUCCUUCCCACAUCUUCCAUUUCCUUUCUUUUUUCUAUUUCUCUUUUUAUCAUAUAGCGUGUAAUUCUUUUUUGUUUUUUCCCUUCUUUUCUUCUCAUCAUAUACUGUGUAAAUUUUCCUUUUCUUCAUCUCGCCCUAUCAUAUAGCAUGUAAUUCUCAAUUCCACUUGUUUAGCGCUUAUGGCAUCUCACUCUGCACAUGUAGGUUUUUUUUUCCCUUUCACUAGAUUCACGGCAUAUAGAAAAAUUAUAGAAAUACAGGGACGGUCGAUAUUUAAAAAGCUUUCAAGAACAAUGUUUUGGCUUUUCCCCCCUUUUCAAACGCAUUGUGAUGAUUGUGCUGUAACCUUUUCCCGCGCAACCACGGCAUGUCAAUCCCUUCUUAUCUUAUCUAUUGUUUCUCCUCUUCUGUC
Molecule: messenger RNA, 2470 nt
Organism: Xylona heveae TC161
Lineage: Eukaryota; Fungi; Ascomycota; Xylonomycetes; Xylonales; Xylonaceae
Product: AMP-binding enzyme
Exons: 8
Coding region: 312-1997 (561 amino acids)
Biological process (GO): secondary metabolic process
Molecular function (GO): CoA-ligase activity
Source: RefSeq, a predicted model, not a curated record